Molecule: messenger RNA, 3363 nt
Organism: Talaromyces amestolkiae
Lineage: Eukaryota; Fungi; Ascomycota; Eurotiomycetes; Eurotiales; Trichocomaceae
Exons: 1
Coding region: 1-3363 (1120 amino acids)
Source: RefSeq, a predicted model, not a curated record
AUGAUCUCAAUGACUGAAGGUAACGUAAGUUGGCAAUCGACGUAUAGUGUUCCUCCUCCGCCUCCGGCCGGGAAUUCCAGGUCGUCAUCUCGAGCAGAUGCAGAUCGCUAUCAGACCAGUAUGGAUUCCGGUUACGGCAGUACGACACCUGAACCGAUGGUUUCCCAUUACCUUAGCGCGACUCAGCAGCAGGCAACGUACAGCGACUUGAGCAAUAUGCGCCAAUUUGAUAUGCCAUUACAUGCUCCAUCAUCCAAGAGAGCUGCUUCUACCGGCGCUUUGAACACGGCAACUUCGUCGGUAUCGUUGAAUCCAACGUAUGAACGUUCAUCGCCGAGGAAUAGCUGGGAGCCUGGAAUGCCGCUCCCACCGCCGCCUCCUGGGCCUCCCCCAGCUGCAAGAUCUCGAAGUGCGAGCACUACUACGUCGGAUGCUUCUUCGAGACGUGCAUUGCAAGUCCCGCGCUCACGAGGUCCUCCGAUCCUAGGCACAUCUCUCGGCCAAGUUCCACCAACCCCAGCAGACUGGGUAGACGAGACUGUUGUAUCAAGACGAGUUGCCGACGGAGCACAAAGGCUACAUAUCGAUACGGAAGUAACAUACAACGCACCGGCAGUGCCAGCUGCCAGAGAACGAGAACCAGAGCCAGAACCUGCAGAGCCAUCAUCAUCUCGACGCGCGUCAAGCCGAGGGGGGCUAUUCCGCAGUCUUGCCGUGAAAAGAGACUCCAGCGCCAAAGGUAUACGUGAACGUCGAAUUGAAAAUCGCCAUAGACGCCAGCAAGUUUCUGAAGAUCUCUCCGCCAUAUCCAACACCAGCAAUCCAUGGGCAAAUGCGUUGACGCCAACAAAUCUUGUUCUAAAUAGCACCAAUGGCGCUCAUGGUACCAACGACACUGAGACUUCUGAAGACAAAACCCCAAGCGGGCGCCGAUCAGCCUUCCCAAAGCCACUUUCAAGUGCACGAAGCGCAAAAUCGGAGGAGAUACCCUCCAGCAGUCGUUCUCGGACAUCAUCUGGACUAUUCUCGGACCAAUCGUCGUACGGAACGCCAAAGCCGGAAUCGAUCUUCUCGCACGCGGAGAUUACGCCAACGCCACCCUUCUCGCCGGACAAUGAAUCGCCGUUAGCCAAGGACAAGCAGCAUAUGCUGAACUCCAAACCCCUGCCGACAACUCCAUCAAGCCCAGCUAGUGAGUCAAAAUCGUCCUCGCGUCCUGGGACAAGACUCGAGGAACGGCCAGUCUCUCACCUGCUGCAUAUCCCGAAUGAUGUUGUUUCUGUACUCCCGCCACUGUCUCCACGCCGUAUGUCGACGACUCAGACGCCGUCACUUGAUUCGGUUCUUCACAAGGAUAACGACUUCUUGGAAGGCGGCCUACAAAGGUAUCGGGCAACUCUCGAAAAAGAAGCUGCCGCAGCUAGUGAAGCAGAGGCAUUGAAAAUCUUCAUGGAAUUUUUGGUCACCGAGUCACAACUUCGGCGACGUCUGUAUGUGCGUGCUAUUGCAGAUGCCGAAAUCGACGUUGAGAGCACACGUAAGAAGCUCUUCACGCAACCACAGCCCCCGCAACCUCCUCGAGAGAAACCUACUGGUAUCAAGCUGGACACGUCGUUCACUCAGCCCAACAAGGCUCCAGGGAAUAUGCCUACCAGGCCUGAAUCUAUGUGGUGGAACAAUUACAAGCCCUGCUUGUCCCCCAUUGCCAGCAUAAGUAUCGAUGCUGAUGAGAUGAGUUCUCGGGGUCGUCCGCCCAGUCGCUGGUGGGAAUCCAAGACUGGCUCAAGUAGUGAAGGUGGGGAGCGAGUAUCCCAACGAUCGAAACGUGAAUCCAAGUACAUGGGGGUACCACGAGAACUUCGCGAAGAAAUGCAACGAGGCUACGGUGGACCUCUUUCCGUGACGGAGGAGGAACAGUACAGCGACCAACAAAACUUCUCGCAGGGAGGCUACGGUCCGGACGAGUAUCCACCUGAAAAGGUUGGGUUACAUGAACCUGAGUCCAAUUCCGCGCAAUACCACCAAUACCAACUCGAAAUCUCGCACGCAAGUCAUUAUCGGGAAACCCGUGGACCGAAGAAGAUGGAUAUUUCACGAUUGGUGACGCUUCCUCCACCUUAUCCGAGACAUCAUCCUGCAGUUAACAAUAGCCAUCCUGAUCUCGUCAUCUACAGGACUACUGUCCGCUCAAUCAGUGAUUUGUCUGAGGUGAGGGCGACGAGGGAGCAAAACAAACAGCAAAUGGCACAAUUGAAGCAGGAGCACGAGAGCAAGAUGCGAGAAAAUCGCAAAUUCUUUACUGCCAAUAUUCAGCAACAGAUUCAAGAAGGUAGCAUCAAGUACGCCGAAGCCGCGGAAGCGGAAGCAGCACUUGAAGCAGAAGAGCAAAAGAAAGAGAGAGACUUGGCACAGAGUGAAUAUGAUACGUACCAAAAGAAAGUAGUGGAGCCAUUGCAUCUUAUUCUUAGUGACCGGGUGAACAAGGCUACAGAGCGGAUUAAUGAGUUGAGCGGUAAACUCAAGGAAGAUAUUCAGCAUGAAAAUCCGGACCGCACGCAGGAAGAAGGUGACGAAAAGCCAGAGAUUCUAGAGCAGCUUACUCAGUUGAAAUGGCUCUUUGAGGCUCSCGAACAGCUAUAUCGAGAAAUCUACGAUCUUCUCGGGGAGAGCAAUGAAAAGUACCGAGCAAUCGUCACUUUGCCGUACAAGCAAAGUAAAAACGAUGAAAAACUUCGUGAGGCCGAUGCAUUCUUCGUCAAGGAUUCCUACGACCGCCGCGUGCAGUAUGAGUCAGAGGCUCUUGCUAGAAUGGAGCGAUUCAUGGAUGUCGUUGAGGAGAACGUCAAGCGCGGCGUUGAAACACAUCUAUCCGCAUUUUGGGAUAUUGCGCCUUCACUGCUCACGCUGGUGCAACAAGUUCCCGAAAAUCUGUCGAACUUUCAAAUUGAGAUCCCGGCACAGGAAUACGAAGAGAAUCCCAGCUACUACCAAUUCCCUCUACAAUAUCUCUACUCUCUCCUGUCUCACGCCGAGAAAUCAUCCUAUCAGUUCAUCGAAUCCCAGACUAACCUCCUCUGUCUCCUACACGAAGUGAGAUCGGGGGUCAUGAUGACCAACUGCCGCUUGAUGGCCGCACAGCAAACCCGGCACGGCGAGCCCGAGGACUUAGUCCGAAGGGAGAUGCAGGAGGUGCAAGCCCGCGAGGAGCGAGAGUUGACAGCCGACCUCAAAGAGAAAGUCUCCACUGUCGAGGGACAGUGGACAGAGGCGCUGGGGAGCCAGAUACAGAGUCUACGGACGAGGGUGAAAAGUCAUCUUCUUGCCGAGGAUGGGUGGGAUGAGACCUCGGAGCAAUUGGAGUAG